Boeremia exigua is the source of this 1540-nucleotide messenger RNA. RefSeq lists its product as uncharacterized. The transcript has a single exon. The record is from RefSeq and is a predicted model, not a curated record. Lineage: Eukaryota; Fungi; Ascomycota; Dothideomycetes; Pleosporales; Didymellaceae. Bases 462 to 1145 code for a protein of 227 amino acids.
GCGUCUUUGACAGGGACGGUCAACGGUGCAGGGGUUCAGGGUUCGGCGGUGUGGCUCCUGCUGAUUGGCGCAGGGUACCUCUCUGAUCCGUACCCUCACUCCUGAGCAGCAGACCAUCAAUCGCCAAUGACGAAAUCUGGACGAAGUACCACAAUGUCUGGAAAUGCGGAAGUCGUGUUAUGUCUUGACAUUGGAAAAGACACUUUCGGAUUCUGCUUUGAAGCGCAGAGCCCUCAACCGUUCCGACCUCAAGGAGCCUACAACAACAACGAAAUCAUCGCCUUUCCAAUCGCGAUAGUGAGAAGAUACUACCACCAUGUCAGCUCCAGUACAGGCUGUGCUCGGUAGCGUUGGUAACUCUGCUCGAGUUGAACAAUUGUACGUUCUUUUCCGACGGAAUAGCAAUGUAGCACAAGUCUUCCCAAGCGCCCGCCAUCUGUUAUGGCAUUGAAGUGAUCCAAAUGGCCCAUUACUCGAACCACGCAGUUCACAGGAUGGAUGCACGUCCAGCACCGCAGCUUACACCGCGCAUCCACUAUGCCUCCGCCAUACGUGCAGAUCCUGCUUUGGCUGCAAGCUUAACAGCAUUUGUCAACGAAGGAUAUCGCUACUUCACUCCAGCUAACGAAGAACGGUGGGAUCGCAAUCUGAGCGAUCGACUAUCCUCCGCUGACUCCAUUCUCCGUGCCCUGGGCGACGAAGGGCUAUUCGCCGUAGCCUAUGACCCGGAGUUCGACAAGCCUGUGGCUUGUGCUGCGACCAAGAGAUGGGAAGCUGACCUCGAGGGUUUUGCAGAAGAGGGAGAAUCAGGGUGGGAGAUCAAGAUAGUCACAACUCACAUUGACUGGAAAAAGAGAGGGCUUGCAGGAAGCUGCGUGGAUGCUCUCAUUGAUGAGCUUGCAAGGCGGGAAAGUUCAAUGCGCAAUGGCGAGACCGCAGCAUCAUAUGGGCCAUUGAAUAUAUGGAUUCAAGCCGUUGAGUGCUUGAACGGUGCUUUCUGGAUGAAAAGGGGUCCGCGAUUGAUGAGAUCGUACAGCAAACCUAUUGGACACUGGGGCUCCAAGUACGGUUACCGACUGCUAGUCAUGCUGCAAGAGAUUGAUGUCGACGAACGAUUGUCGACAAUGUGUAAUAUCGGCACAUGACCUGAGGGCCCCGCGACUGUAUCCUGCUGCGACAACCUCCAAGCCAGGUCACGCGUGACCAUUAACAGUGGCCUGAAGAAUAUACACAGGAAGUGCCGAAGAGAGUCUCAUGAUGUCGGGUGCAGCUUCACCCUUUCAGGCAUCCUAACUCGAACGACGUCUGCCAAGCGCUUAAGUAUAAUCACACUAUUCACAUGCGGGUUGUACUAGUCAGGAUGUUGACCGUGCGACGUUGUCCAGACAGUGAAACCCACCACACAUAACAGGCAUAACCUUGAACAGGGCCUCUUCCCCCCUCAUUCAAAUGAUCCUGCUCUGUGAAUUCAAUCAUGCGAGCCAGUUCCACGCGUUACUUCAUACAUGUCGAUUCAUCAUCCUCUGGUCCCACAGCCGUU